Messenger RNA from Drosophila bipectinata, 2330 nucleotides. RefSeq names its product transcription factor Sox102F (gene Sox102F). Gene Ontology annotation, biological process: regulation of transcription by RNA polymerase II; cell fate commitment. Gene Ontology annotation, cellular component: nucleus. NCBI's taxonomy places the organism in Eukaryota, Metazoa, Arthropoda, Insecta, Diptera, Drosophilidae. Gene Ontology annotation, molecular function: DNA-binding transcription factor activity, RNA polymerase II-specific; RNA polymerase II cis-regulatory region sequence-specific DNA binding. The record is from RefSeq and is a predicted model, not a curated record.
CAGAGUCAGUAUUUCGUGGUAUUUCGUCAUGACUCGACGGGAACAGCAGCGAGGGCGGAAAGGUGUAGGUUAUCGAAUGAAAUCGCAAGUUAUAUGAACAGUGGUCAUUUGGCUAAAGUGUUCGUUCGAGGAUUACUGAACGCUUUAUUCAAGAAAGAAGAAUUAGAUGCCAACAGUUACGUACAAAUACAUGUAUACUUAUGUAUGUAUAUACAUAGGUAUAAUAUCGGCCCGCAUAUCUUUACUCAGUAUGAUACGUUGAGCGACUCUGAUGUCAGCAUUCAACAGCAAAAUUUGCAAACUGUUCAGAGGUUACAUCAGGAGAGCAGCCUGCUGGAAUUCCAUCAUCGUCUUAGUAAUCAGUUUGGGGCCGCGGGAUUUCCUCUACCAAAUUGUCAUCAUCAGCAGCAUGGCGGAACAGGAUCAUCUGCAGCCGUUUUACCAUUUUUACAUCCCUUUAUGAGGCCUCCUUUAUCUUCUCAGCAAUUAAAUCACUUGAUUCCUGGUCAUGAAACUCAACAAGGACAUAGCCACGUCCAACAGCAUGAAACCAAUUCCCAAACAAUAGCUUUGUCUCCUAUAUGGUCCACUGCGGCGGUGGCGGCUGCUCAUAUACAAGCCGCACUGGCAGCGGCAGCAGUUGCCGCCGCCAGUAGCAAUAGAAUCUCAAAGGAUAAAGAUCACCAGCUAUUCAGCGCAAACUCUAAUAUAAUGGAUAUCUCAUCUCUGCAAACUGGAGAGAGCGAAGUGGAGGCUAAUGCGCCUGCUUCUAGGCCCAUAACUCCACCGUAUGAAAGCCAAUCUAUUGAGAUUCUCUCAUAUAGUCACAAUACACCUCCGGAGUCCCCGCAUGGUCGAACCUACACUAGCGCCAUCGGAACUAUUCCCAGUAUUUUUGAGGAAAGUUCUUCACACUUUCCAUCACCACCAUUGCAUAAUCAGAAUAAUGCAAGCCAAUUUGAAUCAACACAAGAGUCUGAGAUAGACACUCCACUUAACCUAAGUAAACCUAAGGGAUCUUCCAGUUCCUCGCCUGCAAGUCCAUGUCAAAAAGAUCAAAUUGAAAGCCUUACUUCUGUUAUAUCCAACCUGCCCCUAAGCUGGAAACAAGGUUCUGGCCAACAUCGACCGCAUUUUACCGAUAUAGAGCCACCUCUUAUUAAAAAUCAUGGGCGCGUGUGGAACAAUACUGUUGUAGGACCAACGAGUGCACGUGCGUUGCGUUUAAGUCGCGAUUCUAUAAAUAGUUGCGGAACGAAUUCAGAACGAUCGACGGCUUUGGAUCAAGAAAGUCUUAGCCCAAGCCCGAAUUGUACAAUCGCCUCUCCUUCAGCAUCACAUCAACUAAGACAAGGAAAUGGCCAUAAUGUUGGACAUGGACUUGGAAAACCUCAUAUUAAAAGGCCUAUGAAUGCGUUUAUGGUGUGGGCAAAAGAUGAACGUCGCAAAAUUUUGAAGGCAUGUCCAGACAUGCACAACUCAAACAUAUCAAAAAUUUUGGGUGCUCGCUGGAAGUCAAUGUCCAAUGCUGAUAAACAGCCUUAUUAUGAAGAACAGUCACGUUUGUCGAAGCUUCAUAUGGAACAACACCCGGAUUACCGAUACAGGCCUCGACCUAAACGCACAUGUAUUGUUGAUGGAAAAAAGAUGCGCAUAUCAGAAUACAAAGUCCUAAUGCGUAAUCGCCGAGCUGAAAUGAGACAGCUUUGGUGCCGUACGGGUGUAUCAUGUGCAGUCACAACAGAAAAUACUUGUACUGAUAUCUGUUUAAAUGAAAAUGACGAAAAAUCAAAUACUCAGGCGUUGACAGUAGCCACAGCAUAUCAUUUACAGGAUGUGAGCCACAGGGUUGCAGCAAAAGAUGCAGACCCUGAUAAUGACUGUGGGCAUUCGUCUACCCAACAGUUCUUUUAUCCCCCUGAAAGCUCUUCACCUUCAGGGUUUUCAUCCGAUGGAGUGGACGUGUCCUCCCAGCGUGAUUUGGAUGAGUAGCUGGACAUUUUCAAUGUAAAGAAUCGGUUUUUAUUAUGGAAUUAUCUAUGUAAAGCAUAAAAGGCAGACGGGAAAUUUUCGGAAAAUUAUAAGCUUUGUAAAUAGAAAUACAGUCUUUGAUUACAUAAUAAGUUUCAUUUCAAGUGCCAUUACACAAACAUAAAAAUAAAUAGAUAAUUUGUGAAUCGAUUGUUCACAAGACUUUCAGUCUGAGAACAUUGCAAUUUUUGUGCCAUUUAAGCGCCAAUGCUGUAGCCAUAACCAUAAACAUAAAUAAGUAGUUAGUUAUGUUUAAUAUUUGUAAAUUAUACAAAUAAAAGGAAGAAUAAAAAAAAAUU